AGAGAUCGGUCAGUGAUGUCAGUCCUUUUGGAACUCAGCUAGCGAUCUCUGGUUUACCGGGGUGUAUUUAUAUUUAUAUAUAUGUUUGUAUAUAUUUUUCUACCUUUUUAUCAUUACUGAAGUGACUGGAAGGAUAACUAAUCCCAGUGAAAAUUAGUGCCGAUGUCUCUCAUACACGUAUCUCGGGUGUUAUUGAGAUGUCAGCAACACACCAAACCCGGCCGAUUGAAACUUUGGCAGAUGGACACAAUUAAGACCAACAAAAACAUUUAUUUUGGAUGCUUGCGAUAUUCCUCCAACGACUCCUCAAAGCAUGUCAGCAUCGGUGAUAUCAAGAAGGUGCUUAAACAACCACAGAAUCCAGAAUUAGUACCGGUUAAAUACAUCUGUUCAAACCCAUCACAAGCUGUUCUCCGGCAUCUAAGAUGGAUAAUGCAAAAGGAUCUACUGGAGCAAGAUGUAUUUUUGAUUGGCUCCCCUGGUCCUAUCCGAAGACAACUGGCCAUGAUGUAUUUGGAGCUGACAAAACGUGAAGUAGAAUAUGUAUCUUUGUCCAGAGAUACUUCAGAAUCUGAUCUCAAGCAACGACGUGAAAUUCUUGCAGGAAAUGCAUUCUAUGUCGAUCAGUGUGCUGUGAAUGCUGCUGUAAAAGGUCGAGUUUUGGUUCUUGAGGGCAUUGAAAAAGCUGAAAGAAAUGUCCUUCCUGUGCUGAACAAUCUUUUGGAGAAUCGAGAAAUGCAACUUGAAGAUGGUCGCUUCUUGGUAGCAGCAUCACGCUAUGACCAGUUGUUGAAAGAUUAUUCUAAAGAGGAACUAGACAAACAGAACCUAGUUCGGGUCCAUGAAGAUUUCAGAGUGAUUGCUCUUGGUCUUCCUGUUCCUCGGUACAAAGGCAAUCCACUUGAUCCACCCUUGCGGUCUCGGUUCCAAGCUCGAGGAAUUUCUGCAUUACCAUUUAAGGAACAUUUAGAAAUGCUGCAGGAAAUUGGACCAAAGAUCUCAUCAAAUAAACUAUCUCUGAUGUUGUCCUUUGGCACCACACUCCUUACUGAGGAAUCAGUUUCUCUUGGUUUACCUGACUUUCCCAUUGAUAAUCUUUCAGCUAUGAUAGCUGUUCUAAAUAGUCAUCCACACCUAUCACUAACAGACGUGAUUUAUCGUAUCUAUCCUUAUAAUAUGUUUCUCAAUAAGGAAGGGAUUGCUGCUGUGGAAGGGACCAUGAAGAAAUUUGAUUUGGUAGAUCACCGAAGUAGGGAAGCUAUGGAUGUCUCUAAUGUCGAUAAAUCUGGUAUGUACGCUACCGUUCACAUGAAGUCCGGAUCAGACACAUCUCAUUGUAAGGUACCUGCUGGUCUUAAUGAUUUCAGUACAUCAGGAACUGAAAGGUUUGUCAAGAACACAUAUCAUAAUGGAAUGUUAGCUGAGAUGUUACAGUCCCAUCAAGUCCGGGAUUUCUGCUUGAUUGGACCAAAGGGCUGUGGUAAAAGUGUUUUGGUUGAAAGCUUUGCAAAUUACCUUGGAUAUCACAUUGAACCAGUUCACCUGCACCAGGACAUGACCUCUAGGGAUUUGUUACAGCAGAGGUCAACUCGUCCAAAUGGAGACACAUUCUGGGUGUCAUCCCCGCUGGUCAAUGCUGCCCUUCAAGGUAACUUAGCUGUCCUUGAUGGUGUCCACCGUAUCAACCCUGGUUCAUUUUCAGUCAUACAAAGAUUGAUCCAUGAUCGGGAAUUGCAGCUUUAUGACGGUACCAGACUCUUACAUGCUGAUCGAUAUAACCAAAUUAAAGAAUCCACUGGCAAAACUGAUACAGAAUUGAGUGAAAGUGGGAUUUUACCAAUUCACCCAUCUUUCCGGAUCAUUGCACUUGCUGAGCCACCAGUAAUUGGUAGCACCAAACAGCAGUGGCUGUCUCCAGAGCUUUUGUCUAUGUUCCUUUUUCACCGCAUCCGACCAAUGGCACUCAUUGAAGAAGAGUUGGUCCUCAAGACACUGGUACCAAACUGUCCAGAUAUGACCGUCCUCUUGAAGUUUGUUCAUAAUAUGAGAGCUUCCACUGAUCCUGCUGUAAGUCUUUUUCUCAUUGAUUCAACGUUGAGCCACUCUUGGGUAUUUGCUUUGCAAUUUUUUCUUAUGAUGUCAAGAGGAAAAAGCAGAAUUCAUGACCGACCUUUGCUGACCUUUCGAUACUAUGAUUUAGUUGAUCAAAUUUAUCCCCAAGACUUGACUGGUACUUUAAAAGGACGAAAGGCUAAACUGACCUUGGAGAGAUUUGAAGAAAGACUGUUCCUACCUCGAAUGGUACGAUUGUCUUUAGAGCAGGCACUUCAAGAUGCUGGUUUAGAGACAUCAACUAACAUGAAGUUUACCAACCUUGAAGAAGCCACAACAUGUGAGGUGAAAGAUGGAUUGGUAAGGAUUCGAAAUACAAAACUUCCAGUCUGUAAGCCAGAUAACAUCACUAAAGUCCCAAACAUAUUGUUUUAUGAAAAUAAUCAGCAUCUGAUUGUUAUGGAGGAUAUGCUCAAAGAUUAUUCCUUAGGAGAGCAUUUACUGUUGGUAGGGAACCAAGGAGUGGGCAAGAAUAAGAUUGUUGAUAGAUUCCUACAGCUUUUAAAUCAACCCAGAGAAUACAUCCAACUCCAUCGUGAUACCACAGUGCAGACAUUAACAUUGCAACCAACUGUACUGAAUGGUGUCAUCAUGUAUGAAGAUUCACCUCUGGUGCGUGCUGUGAAAGAAGGUCAUGUUUUGGUUAUAGAUGAGGCAGACAAGGCACCAACCCAUGUCACGUGUAUUUUGAAGACACUUGUGGAAUCUGGAGAGAUGCAUAUGGCUGAUGGCCGCAAAAUAGUCGCUGCCAAUUCUCGAGUGCCGCCUUCUGAGAAAACCAUUGUGACACACCCUAAUUUUCGUAUGAUUGUCUUGGCUAAUCGACCCGGCUUCCCAUUCCUUGGGAAUGAUUUCUUUGGUGCAGUAGGAGACAUCUUCAGCUGUCAUGGAAUAGAUAAUCCAGACAUGGACUCUGAGAUUGCCAUGCUCCAACAGUAUGGACCAGAUGUUUCCAAUAACAUUCUCAGGAAGCUGGUUCUGGCAUUUGGUGAACUAAGAAAUUUAGCAGAUCAAGGGCUGAUCAACUACCCUUAUUCUACCCGUGAAGUUGUCAAUAUGAUUAAGCACCUGCAGAAAUUUCCAAAUGAAGGCCUCACAACUGUGUUGAAGAAUGUUUUUGAUUUUGACGCUUACAAUGAAGAACUGAGGGGGACCAUAAUAGAUAUUAUGGGAAAACAUGGUAUACCCCUCGAGGCCAGUGACAGCCAAGUGAAACUAACCAAGGAGCUUCCUUUACCGGAAUUUGAACGUCUUGGACAAUGGAGAGUUGCUUCUUCAGGCAUUCGGCAGCAGAACGUCUUCAGCUGCCCUGUAACCACCAAGCCUCUUGAUAUAAAGGGACCGCUGCCACUGCCACAAGAAGUUAUAUCUAUAGACCGGACUGAGAGUCGUUCCAAUACUUUUACUGAGAGAGAAGCCCAAUGUUUGCUUCCCCUUGAUGAAGGUAACAUUGUCGCUGAUUUGGCUGUUACCAAAGCUGAGCAUCGUAGUGCUGGCCAAUCUAUCAAAGAUAUGAUCCAUGUCGCCACAUGUAACCCAAUCUCAGUGAUUAGCAUUGAUGCCAAGUCUGUACACGGGAAACUGACUGAACUGUAUGAACUCUUCCCACCAGUCAGCAUGGCAUAUCGGCCAAAAGUGAAACUGACAGCCCUCACUGCACCUCUUGAUGAUACACUAAUACUACAUGAGGAAUGCACAAAUGCACUGAUGAGCCUUAACUAUGAAACAGGGGAAGUGGCACGGCUAAAGUCUGAAUAUUUACCAGAGAUUGCAAUAGAGAAGAGGAAAUUCCUGCAGUAUGGUGUUAAACCAAAAAAGAAUAAUCCAUUUGUCAUGCUUGGUUCCACUCUACCAGAUUCCAACAUUAUCACCUUUUACAAAGAAAACAGGAAAUAUCUGCUAACAUCAAAAGAAGCUGACCAAUUCCGUUUACAAUUCAUUGAAGAACAUGACGGUGAGAUUGACAGUGAAAUAACAGCUGCCACAUCACGGCCAUGUGACGAACUCACUGUGAAGAAGAUACUAGGAGAUGACACUACUGCAGGUCCUAACCGUCUCCUCACUACACCUGAUACCUAUGCACUUCUUACCCUUGGCUUCCCACCAAAUAGUGAGACUACAACAAAUGAGGUUUAUCAGAUUCCUCGAGGGGAGCAGACUUAUGUUAGUAAUGACGAAUUUCUCAGUUAUUUACACAAACCCCAUCAACCUGUGCCUCCACAGUCAUGUGUACCUGUGUUACUACCAGAAUCUGGUCAAGUUGUCCGUGCUAUUGAGUCUGAGUAUGUGCCUAAGUCAGCUGAAGUCACAAGAAAUGAUUUACUAGAUGCUGCAGGUUUUCUUGAAAUUGCUGAUUUAGUGAACAAGAAAUUAAGAUAUUUGAAUGUCCCAAGCUCAGGACGUUCUCCACCGUACAGUUUCUGGCUGAUGCAGCCCAGUGACACAAGUCUGAAGUUAGCCUCACUCAGUGGUGAAGGACUUGUAACGGUUGACUCCAGUGGCUAUGUACAGCUGUGGGAGACAUCGUUGGUCCAUUUACAGCGCUCCCUCCAGGAAUGGCGUAAUAUGAUUGGUUAUGAAGAUACACGCCCACUCCAGAUUAAUUAUGAGCGUGACAGUGGCAAGUCAGCUGACUUUCCUAAACAUGGGAAAAUAGAUCCUGAGAAUGCCCCACAUGUUGGGGGAAAUACCUGGGCUGGAGGAACUGGGGGUCGUGACACAGCUGGUUUAGGUGGAAUUGGUGGUCCAUAUCGGCUUGACAGUGGACACAAUGUCUACCAGGUUUCCCAAGUUGAAAAAGAUGCUGUCCCAGAAGAGGUUCGAAGAGCUGCUCGAGAAAUGGCUGCGAAAGCAUUCAAAGAAAGAUUAAAGGAGAUUAAUAUGAGUGAAUAUGAUGCUGAAACCUAUGACAGUUUUGCCCAGACUGUCCGACGUCAAGUGCAGUCACUCCGUGUGAUACUCGAUACUCUCCAGGCAAAAGGCAAGGAACGUCAAUGGUUAAAACACCAGCCCCAGGGAGAUCUUGAUGAAACAAAGUUGAUUGAAGGAAUUGCUGGUGAGAAAGCAAUUUAUAAGCGCCGAGGAGAGCAAGAACCUGAGCUUGGAGCACCAAUGGAACUACCGAAGCGACUCCGCCUUGUCGUUGAUGUAUCUGGCAGCAUGUACCGCUUCAAUGGUCACGAUCGUCGGCUCGAAAGAGAAAUGAGUGCAGUGUUGAUGGUAAUGGAAGCGCUUGAAGGCUACGAUACCAAACUGAAGUAUGAAAUCUUUGGUCAUUCUGGAGAGAACUAUGACACCUCCUUUGUGAAAGCCGAUCAACCUCCGAAGAACAACAAAGAGAGACUUGUUGUUUUAAAGACCAUGCAUGCACACUCACAGUUCUGCCUGAGCGGAGACAACACUUUAGAAGCAACGAAGCAUGCUAUCGACUCAGUUGCCAAAGAAGAAGCUGAUGAGCACUUUGUCAUCAUCCUAAGUGAUGCCAACUUUGAACGAUAUGGUAUCAGUGCUAAGAAGUUCUCAGAACUGCUCACCGAAAACAAGGAAGUGAAUGCUUUUGCCAUUUUCAUUGGAUCUCUUGGAGACCAGGCUGUCAGGUUGACAAAGCAGCUUCCAAUGGGCCGAGCUUUUGUGUGCAUGGAUACAGACAAACUACCUCAGAUAUUACAACAGAUAUUCUCGUCAACAAUGUUAUCGUCGGACUGAUGACAAGGAAGCAAUGCAUGUCAUGCCGUUUAGAACUUUCUUAUUUGAUAGCAUUAAAGAUGCACGGGCAUUUUAGAUGCACUCUAAUUUCAACAGCACAUAUUCAGGAGAUAAAGAUUUUAGUGCAUUAACGCUUAUGGGAAGCCCAACUUUGUAUAUAAGACCCAAAGUGAUUUUUUUUAGACAUUUUUUGGUGGGAAAAUAGUAUGUCCUAUAUGCCAUUAAAUACAGUUUUCUAUGAACUGCUAAACUGUGGUGACAAGCAAUCACAUUUUAUAACUCUACUACUAAGUCAACUUUGCAUUUUUUUUCCAGCUUAUACCAUUUUUACAAACUACAUCACUUAUCACAAACCAACGAGGGAGGAUCUCUAUGUGGUCUGGUUACUCGACCUGUUAGAAAUUGUAACUUAAGUCUCCCUCAGAUUGUACCAAGCUGUCUUAACCCUUUAUCAUUCAAACUGGUCAUAUCCAGUUCUACCAGAUGUUCUACCAGUUUUAUGUCCAAACUGGCCAUAUGUGGCCUCUCACACUUACUCUUCAAUGUCAUUCUAAAAAUAUAUAAUCACAUCAUUGAAAACUCAAAGCUUUGAGAUAAUGUACGAUUAAUUCAAAACAAAGCGAAUAAAUAAGUAUCAAAUAAAUAAAUGUUACAUCUGAAUGAUAAAGGGGUUAAUUUGAAAGGACAUAUUGGAUUAAGUCAUUCUGAAUGUUUGCAUAUUGGAAAAAGAUGGUAUUGGUAUGGAUGGAAUGCCUUUGAUUGUUCUCCUUGGUCAAAGAUGACCUGUAGUUAAACAACAAUGGCAACAAAAAUAACCACAUCAUCAUCAUCAUCACUACACGCAAGACAAUGAAAGGAAGCCUUUUUGUGGUCACUUGAUCUGCUAGGAAAAGUAACUAAAUCUCUUUCAAAUCAUCUGAUUGACUUAAAAAAAUAGUGGCUGCUUCUCUAAUAUGGUCUUGGUUUCCUUUCCUUGUAUAGAGGAAAAAGGCAAGAUGGGCAUAUCUGGAUUACCUUUAAUCAUAGGGUUUUUUUUCCAUCAGUGCUAAACUAAGGCUAAACAACAACAACAACAAGUCAAUGACGUAGCCUCUACAGUGUCACUUGGCCAACUAGAAAAGGCUGUGUAAACUUUCUGUAAAUAUUCCUGAUUGAUUUUAAAAAGGGAAGAAUACAUAUGUAUCCAAGAUAAGAAGUCGUAAGUACAUUCAUACUUUUAAAUGAAAAGAAAAAAAGAAGGGAUGGUCAUGGCUGGGAUGUCUUCUAUUAAAUGCCUUCUCAAUCAGAAUUAAUGUAGGACUAAACAACUGCAGUAGGGACUUUCCUACACACAAACCAAUGAGAGGGCUUCUACGUGGUCACUCAAAAUGUGGGGGAAAGCAGUCAAUUAUCUCCUAAGUCAUAUCUUAAUGUCUUUAAAAAAAUGAGAAGGAAGAAGAUAUUGGCAAAUGUAGUUCUAGAUAUUCCAAUGUCUGAAUAUAAGAUGGUGAGGUCAUGGCUGGAAUGUCUGUUUGAUUAGGAUUAACCUGCAGCUAAACUACAUCACUACCUUGUUUCAUUUGAACCAUUUGGAUUAUGCCUGAAUAAACAAUGAGACAUAUGAUGUCAUUGAUCAUAUGUUUGUCAACCCAGUUAAGGCUGACCUGUGGCUAAAUACAUAUUUGGAACAAAUAAUACUGGCAGUGCUCAGUUAAUGCUGUUAUUAUUUGUAGUAGUAAGGGUUGGGGAAUAGCAGAAGGGCUACAUUAGUAGGGCCAAGACUUGAAGAAAUGAGUCACUCAAGAGUCCAAAUCUUGCUACAUUCAAAUUUUUCUUACCUCUUCCUCUCUCUCUCUCUCCUUUUUUUUCUCUAUUUGAUAAAUUGUCAGACAUUUUUUUUUAACAUUUCCUUCAUGGUAUUAGUCAAUCUAGAGCUAUAGGAAGAAAUAUUUAAUGUGCCCAUACAGCAGGAAUGACCCUGGAACCAUUUGGUUGCAAAAGAAACUUCUGAACCAGUUCUGUCUGCACCUCUUUUUAUAUAAAAAAAAUUUUUUUAAAUAGUGAAGUACAUAUGUUGUUUGGUCCCAAGUCAACCGUGGCUGAGCAAAUCUGUGAUAAAAAGACAUUGCAACCACGACCAUCCUGUCUUUUUGUAUAUCUAAGAGUAAAGUGCAUUCUUCAUUUUAUAAUGGCUAGUGUGUGCUUUAACCCUUUAGCAUUUAAACCAGCCAUAUACAUCCAAAAUAUUUUACCUGCUUUAUGUUCAAAUCAGCUAGAUUCUGGUCUCGCACACCUAUGCUUUAAAUAAGCAAUCACAUCAUCAAAAUCGCAGAGCAAUGAGGCAAUGCAAGACUAAUUCAUAUCAAUAUGAAUAAGUAUUACAUUUGACAGAGAAAUCUGAAUGCUAAAGGGUUAAGGGAAAUUUGAUUGCUAUUUCUAGCAAAUCAAGUAAUUAUAUAAGGCUCCCUUGUUGAUGAUUGUGGUGAUUAUUGUAGUGGUACUGUUGGGAAUUUCUGGAAAUUCUUUGACUGUUGACCAAUUUUGUUUUACCUUUUUUUUAAAAAAAUUGUGAAUACAUUUUGUAAGCUGAAAAUAAAUUUUAAAUUGUUAAGAUUAAACUA
This is a messenger RNA of Octopus bimaculoides (California two-spot octopus), 8417 nucleotides long. RefSeq names its product von Willebrand factor A domain-containing protein 8. The record is from RefSeq and is a predicted model, not a curated record. Gene Ontology annotation, cellular component: cytoplasm. NCBI's taxonomy places the organism in Eukaryota, Metazoa, Mollusca, Cephalopoda, Octopoda, Octopodidae.